AUGGCAGAUGAAGCAGCAGAAGCUGUUGUAAAAUUCAGGAGAACGUGUGGGGUGAAACCGGCCAUCCCAACCCUGACACACACCAUGUUCCUCUCUAACCUUGAUCUUAUUUGGUUACAUAUCAACAAUUUUCAAAUGCUUUUCUUCUACUCACCCUCUCCUUUAGUCGAUCACUCGUCAUCAGUAGAAGGCCUAAAGAAAAGCCUCUCCUCUGUUUUGGUGCAUUUCUAUCCUCUGGCUGGUCGGUUGAAGAAGGGUGAAUCUGGCAGAAUGGAGGUUGAUUGCAACGAUGGAGGAGUGGAAUUUACUGAAGCUUCAAUCAAUAUACCCUUCCAAGACUUGGAAAGAGAUGGGUUUCGCCGUAAACACUAUUUCCAAAAGCUUGUUCACGAGGUCGGUCUCUCUGGAGAAGAAAAUCACAGUGGACCGCUUCUCUCAAUACAGGUAUCUAAAAAAACAGGUGGCAUGUGUAUUGGAACGACCCUGCAUCACGCUAUGGCAGAUGGAAAUUCGUUUUGGCAUUUCAUGACAUCGUGGGCAGAGUGUAGCAGAGGAAUCACCAUUGCCAAACCACCACAGCUGGACAGAACAUUUGUGAGACGAGGAGAGAAGAAUCCCUUGUCCAUUUCUUACAAAGCCCAUGAAAUAGUAAGCAGUGAGAUCACAGAGGCCACGGUUUUCAAGCUUGUGGCAGAGGAUCCAGAGCACUUACAACAAUCUGGUAGUGGGUAUGUGGAAAACCCCAAAGAGACUCUUGAGAAAUGGGUGGAUCCCGGUAUGAAAACAGAAGUUAUAUACACAACGUUUUUCUUUACAGAAGAGAUAAUACAAGAUCUGAAACGACGAAGCGGGGCUUCGAGUUCUUUUGUUGCAGUGGCCGCACAGUUUUGGAGAUGUGUAAUGAGAGCUCGUGAGGUGCCACUGGAAGAGACCGUUUGUUUCCUAUUGCUAGCUGAUUGCAGAGGUCGUGUUAACCCGCCUCUACUUCCAACUUAUUUUGGAAACUGCUUAUAUAUGGGUUUGGCGCAGACUACAGCCAACACACUCAUCAAUUCCCCCAUCUCCUUCGCCGCAGAUGUUAUACAUCAACUGAUCAAUUCUUGCUAUGAAGAAACACAGAUGGAUCAUCUGAUUGACUGGGCAGAACUUCCAAACAGAAAUUUUAUAGAUUUAAUUAGAGAAGCCGGCUGGGAAUACGGAACUAAUGUGAUAAGUUCUCCAAGAUUUCGGGUGUAUGAUAUAGAUUAUGGGUGGGGAAAGCCUUUAGAAGUGCAGACCGCAACUAUGAAUGAAAUUGGAGCCAUGUUCUUGUCAUGUGCAAAGGAUGGAGGUAAAAGCAUUUUGGUCUCCACCUGCCUUCCUCAACACCAGAUGGAAGUCUUGCAUCGCUUCCUGUUUCUCGUAGGAGAAAACCGUUCCGUUUUGCUUUCUGCCUAUCCCGUCAAACCGGAAACCUUGAUAAAACUGCCGGUCAAUCUCAGAAAAAACGUUGAUUCAGUCGUCCUGCUACCUUCUGCCUCCUCCCACAGAGGGAAUGCAAGAGAUCUGAAAGCCUAUCAACGAGAUCUAAAAACUGGGGAAAUUGAUUCAACUACAGUUAUGGUAGAAAUAGAACUGCAAGCCGUUCUGAAAAUGUCGAGAACAUCCAUUGUAAAACCGGCCUUCCCAACCCCCCCAUCGACAAUGUUCCUUUCCAGUCUAGAUCUCUUGUUAUUGCCGUUUAAUAGCAGCCAGAGGCUUCUCUUCUACAAACUUCCCCCUGCAAACGAUUACUCUUGA
Molecule: messenger RNA, 1779 nt
Organism: Cryptomeria japonica (Japanese cedar)
Lineage: Eukaryota; Viridiplantae; Streptophyta; Pinopsida; Cupressales; Cupressaceae
Product: hydroxycinnamoyltransferase-like
Exons: 3
Coding region: 1-1779 (592 amino acids)
Source: RefSeq, a predicted model, not a curated record